Python bivittatus (Burmese python) is the source of this 2880-nucleotide messenger RNA. It is a transcript of the gene KLHL36, whose product is annotated as kelch like family member 36. Gene Ontology annotation, molecular function: cullin family protein binding. NCBI's taxonomy places the organism in Eukaryota, Metazoa, Chordata, Lepidosauria, Squamata, Pythonidae. The record is from RefSeq and is a predicted model, not a curated record.
UGAGAGCCUGGGCUGCAGAAGGAGCGGAGGGAACCAGGGUAGCCCGCGGGGAGAGCGAAUCGCCAGACGCUGCCUUGAUGGAGGGAACCAGGCAAGUGAGAUUUUCUCGCCCACCCAAGAUAAGCCAGUCUUCAAAGGUGUAUAAAUGUGCAGACCACCCCAGCUUCGUUCUUCAGAGCUUGAAUGAACAGAGACGUCGCGAUCUCUUCUGCGAUGUUGUCCUAGUUGUGGAUGACCAGAAAGUCCCUGCUCAUCGGAACGUCCUAGCUGUCUGCAGUGAGUAUUUCCACACCAUGUUCACUAUCGGCAUGCGAGAAGCUUACCAGAAAGAAGUUGAACUCUUUGGCGCGACUUGCAUUGGCCUCAAGGCGGUCAUGGACUUCCUGUACGGGUGUGAUCUGUUUCUCAACGGUGGAAAUAUCGAUUAUAUCUUGGAAACCGCCCACCUGCUGCAGAUCUGGAAGGUGGUGGAUUUCUGCUGCGAAUACUUGGAGAGCGAGGUCAACGAGGAGAAUUACCUGUACCUCCAGGAGCUCGCGUCGAUCUUCAGCCUCAAGCGCCUGGACUCCUACAUCGACUCGUUCAUCAUGAAGAACUUCGGCACCCUCUCUUUCACCCCGGACUUCUCGCAAAACAUUCCCAUCGAGAAGCUGUGCCAGUACCUUGGAAGUUGCGACGUUCAGCAGGAAUGCGAGCACGACUUGCUGCGAGCAGCUCUUCAGUGGCUGAUGCAGCAUCCCGAGCGGGAAACCGAGGCCUAUAGAGUCUUGGAAAACAUCCAUUUCCCUCUGAUCCCUAAGAGCGACCUUCUGCAUCGGGUCAAGCCGGCCCUCUGCUCCCUCCUUCCAAAAGAAACCAACUGCGAAGACUUCGUUGAAGAGGCGGUGAACUAUUACAACCAGGUCGCAGCUCAGCCCAUCCUUCAGAACAAGAGGACUGUUCUUCGGACCAAGGAGGAGAAGCUCCUCUUUGUUGGGGGGGAGGUGUCGGAGCAUUGCUUGGAACUGAGUGACGAUACCUGCUUCCUGGAUCCCAAAACGGGACAGUGGGUGAAGGAGACGCCGCUCCCAGCCAGACGGAGCCACCACUGCGUUGCCGUUCUUGGGGGGUUUAUCUUCCUCGCCGGAGGCAGCUUUUCACGGGACAACGGUGGGGAUGCUGCAUCUAAUCUACUCUAUAGGUAUGAUCCUCGGUGUAAACAGUGGAUAAAGCUUGCCUCUAUGAAGCAACAGAGAGUGGACUUUUAUCUUGCAGCCAUCAAAGAUAUGCUGGUGGCUGUGGGUGGAAGGAAUGAGAAUGGAGCCCUUUCAUCCGUUGAGACCUACAGCCCUGAGAAGGACACGUGGUCCUACGUAGCAGGCUUGCCAAGGUUUACGUACGGUCACGCAGGUGCCGUCCACGAUGGGCUCGUCUACAUUUCGGGAGGCCACGAUUAUCAGAUCGGUCCCUACCGCAAAAAUCUGCUGUGCUACGAUAAUCGGACAGAUACGUGGGAGGAGAAGAGGCCGAUGAUCACAGCUCGUGGCUGGCACAGCAUGUGCACUUUACAGGACGACAUUUAUUCUAUUGGUGGCAGCGAUGACUAUCUCGAAACCAUGACUCGCUUUGACAUUCUGGCGGUGGAGUCCUACAACCCCAAGUGCAAUCAGUGGACUAGAGUGGCCCCCUUGCUCCAAGCCAACAGCGAAUCUGGCGUGGCCGCGUGGGACGGCAAGAUCUACAUCCUUGGGGGCUACAGUUGGGAAAACACUGUCUUCUCCAGGGCUGUUCAGGUGUACGACAAAACGACAAAGCAGUGGCAGAAAGGGAGCGACCUCCCCAAAGCAAUAGCCGGGGUUUCCGCUUGCGUGUGCGCCUUGAAGCCCAGAUCGGAUGACAAAAAGAAAAAGUCCAAACCGCAGCGCCAUCAGGAUAGAGGGAGAUGAUGAACCUUGCACGGAUCUCACCCUGUCCUCUUCCUUUCCUGAUACGGAGAACUGUUUUUGGAAGCUUCGGCAAAGCUAUCAGAAAAAUUCCUUCUUCACUCGGGCUGGAGGAUUUCCUCUGUUGUAUAUCUUGGCUUCUCCGGAGUGGCGAGAAAACCGCAGCGGUAAACAUUCUCUUCGCUGGAGUAACCGCAGGGUUACGGGGCAGAGUCUGUUAGAAGAAAUCGCAGGGCGUCUGUCUCAUGGUGACAGGGGAGAGGAGCGUCGGGGAUCUUCAGAGAAUGCUUUUCUGGAGAGGUAGAACAGUGUAAAUAAAAGCCUGUCCUUCGAAACUCACUUGCCAUGUUAAGCAUCCUGUUUCUUGAAAAUGGACCAAAAUGGAGAGGCAGGAGUAGAUUGAGAAGCAGUAGUAUUCAACCGUCCCCUGUGCCUGAAUUGGAGAUUUCCAAAACUGUUCUGGAGUGCUCCAUUUGUAUAUUCUACGUUCAGCAGCAAAAACAGGUGCCUGAAACAUCAUUUUUACCCCACCGAUAAUGACACUCGUGCUUUGUUUUGGCCUGAAGGAUCCCCCUCUCGUGUCACACGAUCCUAGGCCUCUGAUUUUACAAGGAUGUCAGUGUCCAUAUUGGGACAUGGUUUCAAUUAUUAGGGGUAAGAUUCUCCCUCUAUUCCAGGCCGAGCACGUUUGUCACGAGUUUGGGGGAAGCCUUCAUGAAUAGAAGACACCGUUUUGCUAAUACCCAGCCUGGCAUUUUGGAGCUGUUUUCUUUGAGGGGUGAAGGUGCUGGACUAGGAGCAAGGAAACCGGAGUCUUAGCCUUGCCUUAGGCACAAAGCCAGUUGGGUGACUUUGGCCAGUCCCUCUCUCUUUCUCAGCCUUAGGGCCAACCACUUCUAAAAGUGUUGCCUAAAAAACUGCAGGGACUUAUCCACAUCAACACUAGGACAGUGUUUCU